AUGUCUUCAUCCACCAGUGAGAAGCAACAGAUGCCAGCGCCCACACCACACCAGACGAUGCGAGGCCAUACCUACCGGGUAACAGGUGUUGUCCAUCUGCGCAGCGAACGACGGAUAAUCACAUGUUCUGAUGACGGCUCACUCCGACUAUGGGACCUAGAGAGCGGUGCGCAGAUAGGGGAGGACUGGCGAGAUGAGGAUGUCCAAGAAAUGUUGUCCAUGGCAUUGUCUCCAAACGGCAAGACAGUUGCAAGUGGAAGCAGGGACAGGACAGUGAGGUUGUGGAACGUUGAGACGAGAAAGGUCAUCGCCAAAUGGACGGGGCACACCAGAGUUGUGUGUACAUUGUGCUGGAGUUCAGAUGGCAAGCGAGUAGCGAGUGGAUCCUGGGAUGGGACAGCAAGAAUCUGGGAUGUCAAGAGCGAUAAAACUGUCCUGACAAUCAAAACCGGGCACAGGUGGGUGUACGCGGUGAUGUACUCGCCCGACAACAAAAAAAUCGCGACAGGCGGAGACGAGGAGAAUGGAGUAAAAAUCUGGGAUAGCAAGACGGGCAAGCUCAUCACCACACUCCAACACAAUUACAUAGUGUACAGCUUGGCAUGGACGUCGGACGGAAAGAAGCUUAUCUCCAGUUCAUAUGACCUGAUUAGGAUAUUCGACACAGCCACUUGGGAGCAGGUUGCCAUUCUUGACGGUCACUUAAACAUUGACGUCAUCUCCUUGUCUCAGAACAACCGCAUCCUUGCGAGUGCAUCUAGGAAUAAAACAGCGCGUCUAUGGAAUCUAGACACGAAUCUCCCGAUCGGAGAACCCCUACAGCAUGAAGAUUAUGUAGAGUCCGCCGCCCUUUCUGCUGAUGGAAAAACGCUAGUCACUGGUUGCAGAAACGGAAAUGUGUACACAUGGGACAUCCACGCCGUCAAAAAAGCUGGCCUUCAAGACCUACUGUCCACUGGUACCGAUAUUGCGCCAAAAAACAGACUUGAACAGCAAGCAUCUCAAAGCAAUUCAGGAAUAGAGCGAACCCCCCGCUCUUCGCUCAGCGGCAAGUCAUUUUUGGAAGCUGAUGCUACGCGAUGUCACAACGAGUUCGGGGGUCAUGACGAUGAACUCCCACCUAGGUUUUUUGACAACAUGGAAGCCGAAGUUCAUUCCUCUGAAACAGGUGCCCACCCUCAUUCCUCUGCAAGUACACUCCUCGCUCGCCUUUCCUCGCUCCUCCACCGCUUUCGAGAUGCUGAAACGACCGAACACCCACAACCCUCAACGCCUUCGGGUUUACACCUACAGAUGCUCUUCGCUCGCCUGUCCUCACUCGUUCACCGUUCGCGACUUGAAAAUGAUGCAGCAAGCGAACUUCAGCAACCCUCUACACCUUCGCGGUCAGAUACACAUGCACUCUUCGCUCGACUGUCCUCAUUCCUUCCUCGCUCUCGACUCCACACCGAAGAAGAAACCGAACCUCAUCCCACAACACAUUCGGGUUCACGUCCAGAUGGACUCAUCAGUCAUCUGUCCUCACUCUUCCGCUCUCAAGCUCACACCAACGAAGACAUCGAACUCCCGCAACGCCCAUGGCGUCCUCGUGUCGUCGAUGUGGCUCCAAUGCGGGACAGGGAGGUAUUGUUCGUUGCUCAGCGGUCCCCACCAGAUCGUCCAAACACUCAGUCUAAUAGUAAUUCCAUACCAGGUGCAAGACCUACGUAUUCACUUCCCGUCCGAAUGUUAGCCCAUCUCGUGCUUUUUCUCUGCUGUGCGUCUCCUCAACACGACGGAAAUGCACAACCAACACAACAUCAGCAGCAAGGUCAAUUGCAUACCCAGGCGCCGUCACUGCAGACUCAGCCAGCUGCCGCCUCGACGUCGACGACACCUACCGCUCCUGAUACUCAUACUACCGCGCCAGGUGCAACAAUCGCGCAGCCACAGCCCUUUCCAUUGCGGACUCGUUUCGUUCUUUUUCUGUGUUGUGCAACUCCCCCGCAUGUAGAUGGGAAUUGA
This is a messenger RNA of Suillus clintonianus, 2004 nucleotides long. RefSeq names its product quinon protein alcohol dehydrogenase-like superfamily. Lineage: Eukaryota; Fungi; Basidiomycota; Agaricomycetes; Boletales; Suillaceae. The coding region runs from base 1 to 2004 and encodes 667 amino acids. The transcript is spliced from 5 exons. Gene Ontology annotation, molecular function: protein binding. The record is from RefSeq and is a predicted model, not a curated record.